AUGGGAGGAUCAGUGCCCUGUCCAAACCCAAAGCAAGCAGAGGCCAGCAUUCUGAAUGGGAAAGUGUACCUGAUCGUCUUAUCUUGGUUUGUACUGCUGCUCGCGAAUAAAGGGUUUUGCCAGAGAGUGGACUGUCGCUGGGGUCCGUACACCGCAUGGACUUCAUGUGAUGGAUGUUCCAGAAUACAGACCAGGACUCGAUCAGUCGCUGUCCAGGCCCAGAAUGGAGGAAAUCCAUGCUUUGGGCAAAACUAUGAAACCCAGCCAUGUUCAGGAACCACAUCCAUAUCUUUUCUACUGAGAUGCUGGAACCAAAGAGUGGACUGUCUGUGGGGUCCGUUUGGAGAGUGGUCCGAGUGUGACGGCUGCACUGGAACUCAGACUCGCUCUCGGCCCAUUGCAGUGUACGCACAGUUUGGAGGAGUGGGCUGCGUUGGCGAGCGUACACAGAGCCGCCCUUGCCAGACCUCUAAAUCCUGCCCCCUGGAACACGGCUGCGGAGACAGGUUCCGCUGCAGAUCAGGUAUGUGCAUCCCCAGGUCUCUGAUGUGCAAUGGGGACCAGGACUGUGAGGAGGACAAUGAGGACGAGCGAUCUUGUGAAAGAAAACAGCACUUUGUUUGUUCACUGCAGAGGCCUCCCCCAAACAUCGAGCUCUUGGGUGAAGGCAUCGACUUGGCCACGGGAAAGAGCAGAGGAAUGGUCAUCAACACCAAGAGCUUCGGAGGCCAGUGUCGCAAAAUGCACAACAAUGCUUACAGACUGCCACAGAGUCUCCUCAAGUACACGUUUGUGACAAAAGUCCAGAACGAUUUGAGCGAUGAGAUGUUUGAAAGUGAAUGGCACUAUAAAAAAGACAUCGUGAAGAGGGAAACAGUCAAAGGUACAACAUCCGGAUACAGAAAUUAUGACUACCACGAGACUGACGAUCGAUUUCGGAAAUUCCGUCUUUUGGUUUUGAAGAACGAUAUCGAACUGUCUAGUUUCCAGGCCACAUCUCCACAGUUUAUCCCAAUCGCUGAGGAGUUCUGGAAAGCGCUCUCAAAGCUGCCCACAGUCUACAACUACGCAGCGUACAAGCAGCUCCUGAGCAGGUUCGGGACUCACUACCUGUCGGAGGGGUCCAUGGGGGGCUCCCUCAGUGUCAUUGUGCGUCUGGAUUCAAACGCACAAACACAUAGAAUCACAGAUAUAGAGCAACAUGACGAGUGCACCAGAACAAAACGAUACAUUUUGUUUUUUCCCAUUACCCGUGAGACCUGUGACCGCGGGUACAAAGACCUUUCCAGAGAUCCCAGUGUGUUCAAUGAUACCGAUUUUGUGGGAAAGGUAACACCAAUAGGGGGCAGUGUUUCUCUGAUCACGCAGCUGGAGAACAUGAAGAUCGGUAAAGCUGAGGACAACUGGGGGCUCUACACAGACUGGGCUGCUUCUGUCAAGUCUUUGCCCAGAGUUAUCAAGUCAAAGCUGAGGCCUCUUUGGGAGCUGGUGAAGGAGGUCCAAUGCGCCGGAGUGAAGAAAGUGUACCUUCGAAGAGCCAUUGAGCAGUAUCUCUCAGAGUCCCACCCCUGCAACUGCCUGCCCUGCCCCAGGAACGGCAUGGCAGUCAUGGACAACGAUGCGUGCCAGUGUAUCCCCAAACCUGGAGCUAUGGCUGAAGACCCCAAUCGCUUGGAGGUGGAUGGCAGCUGGUCGUGCUGGGCCUCCUGGUCCUCCUGCCAUGAACGACGUAAAACCAGAACUCGUUUGUGUAACAAUCCAGCCCCAAGAAAUGGAGGACAACACUGCAACGGAAAAGAGACAGAGACGGGAGACUGCGACGAGGAUGAUUUGAACUACUACAGGGACUUUGAACCCGAGUGCUUUGACUUCUCUUUCGCGCCCAAACCAAAGUGUGGGCCUCCUCCAGCUUUGAUAAACGGUUAUGUGCUGAACCCCAAAGACACGUACCUGGUUGGGGACCGGGUGCAGUACAGAUGCAUCGCAGGCUUCCAUCUCUCUGGUCCGUCUACCUUUGAAUGCACCGCGGCUCAGAGCUGGUCCGACUCGCCUCAAGUCUGCCAGUUGUCAAACUGCAUGAUGCCAGAUCUAGCGGCUGGCGUCACGGUGUCUCCGGAUAACUCCAGCUACAACAUCGGGGAGACUGUGACCUUGUCCUGUCCGGAGGGAGAGCGGCUGAAAGGGGAGAGAACGGCCAUUUGUGACCCCAGCCUCAAUUUCUCCCCAGACCCCACACAAGUCAGCUGCCAAAAAGUUGAGACCGUGGUGGAGCGUGGAUCUGAGUCUUCUUCAGUGCAGUGUAAAGAGUGGGAGAAGGAAAUCAGGGGCAAGUGUGUGUGCAAGCUGCCCAACGAGUGCGGGCCGUCUCUGGAGCUGUGUGUGUCGCACCCGGUCCUCGGUCACAUGGUCCUCAGUGUGUGUAAGGUGCAAGCUCUGACGUGUAUGAAGAAGGAACAGGCUUUGGCAGAGAACAGUCUCUGCACGUGGCCCGACCGCUCGGCCGAGUCGGGCUGCUCCAAGUGCCGCCCGUGGGAGACCUGCGACGCUCAAACCAGCUCGUGUCGCUGCAUGGACUCUGCAGAGUGUGCGUCCCCAGGCCCGAGUGUGUGUGUGCGUCUGGGAGCAGACCCUUCCAGCCGGACCCUGAGCGAGUGUGAGGCCGGUCUGCGCAGGUGUAAAGGAGAGGAGGUCACUGUGGUGGACCUACAGCCCUGUCCCGACUGA
Molecule: messenger RNA, 2724 nt
Organism: Knipowitschia caucasica
Lineage: Eukaryota; Metazoa; Chordata; Actinopteri; Gobiiformes; Gobiidae
Source: the annotation of a GenBank genome assembly